Pogoniulus pusillus (Red-fronted tinkerbird) is the source of this 4829-nucleotide messenger RNA. It is a transcript of the gene ZNF438, whose product is annotated as zinc finger protein 438. Gene Ontology annotation, molecular function: DNA-binding transcription factor activity, RNA polymerase II-specific; sequence-specific DNA binding. NCBI's taxonomy places the organism in Eukaryota, Metazoa, Chordata, Aves, Piciformes, Lybiidae. The record is from RefSeq and is a predicted model, not a curated record. The transcript has 7 exons. Gene Ontology annotation, cellular component: nucleus. The coding region runs from base 822 to 3425 and encodes 867 amino acids. Gene Ontology annotation, biological process: regulation of transcription by RNA polymerase II.
GGCUGCGGCCCGGGGCGGGCGCGGCUGAUCUCGCUCCUUCCCUCCCUCCGGGUGGCGGAGCCGGGUUGGGGAGGCUGCCCCGCUAGCGGCCGGUAAAAAGGGGGCAGUAGGGCGGCGGCUCCUGGCGGCAGCGUCGGGAGGAAGCGGGCUCCAUCCCUGGCGAUGCCGAGGGGACCUUUGUAGGGCCCUGUGGCUAGGGAUCCGCGCCGCAGAGGCCCCUGAUUCACCCAGUCACGAGAAGAAUGCUCUUCAGCCCCGCGGUUCAGCCGCGCUUAACGGCCGGCGGAGGGAAGCCUUGGUCCCUGCAGCGGGGCUGGCCGGCAGCCCGCUCGCUGGCCGGCCAGUUGCAUGCAAGUCCCAUUCCCUCCCCGCCGCCGGAGCCUGGGAGCGGCGGGGCGCGGCCUGCUGAGCGUCUGUGGCACCGGGCCUUGGGGGCCGUUGUGGCGGCGGCCCGACGCUGUGCGAGCCCCCUGCUGACACAGCCACCCGAGACCCCGGCUUCGCGUGGUGCCAGCCCUCUGCAAACGCAGCAGGAGCGAGCGGCUGUGACGGGAACUAUCGAAUGUUGUAAUAAAGAUCUGCGGAAAGGCUGCGUAUUGCUGCAGGUUCAACGACUGUGCUGCAUUAAACACAAGGAGUGUGCUUCAUCUGAGGCAUGGAACUUCUGGGGGAUUGCUGUGUGCAGAGCACAAUACCCUGAUGUUUAUAUGAGAAAGACUUGCAGAUGCUAAUGGGUGAGAUACAAGGAAGUCCAGAAGUACAAAAAAGCAAAGACUACCUGGCCUGAAAUGGCACAUUUGUUGUGACUAUUAAAGGGCAUAAUGCAGAAUCCUUUAACUUUCUCUGCAGGUGGUGACUUUUUGCAUGCUAAUCCUGCAGAGAAACAUUGUGUCCGACAAAGUAUGCUGGGUCAGCAAAAGCAAGAAACUUGUGCUGGAAAGACAGUAUCCACAGAUAAACAUAAAUCCCCUUCAGAUAUAAUACAGAGUUUUCAGAAGAGAAGUCAAUUUAGGACCAUUGCUCCAAAAAUGGUACCGAAACUUUUAACAUCUGGGGUAGUCUCUUGUCUUCAGUCAUCUUCAUCUGAGCAAAAUACACCAAUUCCAGUUGCAAGUUCUAAACCACUGGUGGUACCAACUCAAAACUAUGCUGUCAUGCAGGUGGCUGGUCACAAAGGAACUUUUUCUUUGUUGGCCUUGCCAUGUGUUGCCCCUGCCCUGACGCAGCAAGUCCAGCAGUCAAGUGUGACCCCUUCUGAAAACCUAAAGCUGCCAAUCCCUAGGUACCAAUCCAUAAGAAGUAAAUUGCUGAGUGACAAAAAGCCAGCACAAACCUCUGUGUUGGGUGCACAUAACAAGAUUCCUGCCAAAGCAUCAAUCUCAUCACAGACUUCCCAUGUGACUACUUCAACUGAAGACCGUCCUGAAACUCGUAGUUCAGAUUCAACUGAGCAAGCAGUGCUAACAGAGAAUGUCUCAGCUAGGAUUACAGUUACCACAUCAGUUAAUAAAAGCAAUUGUAUGGAAUCUGUGUCUCCUAUAGUGAAGAAAACUGAAAUUGCCAACAGUAAUACUUCUGGACCAUCUGUAGUUAAAGACUCCUUACCUAAGCCUACAAGUCCAAUUAAUCUCACAAAACGAAGUCUACGCUCAGCGAAGACAGCAUCUGAAACCACAAGAGAGCCAAGCAUAAUGUCUGAGAAGCUAAAGGAAAAGCCCACAAGUUCUGCAAAUUCUGUUGCUGUGCUGUCACCAGCAGUUUUUGGCAGUACAGUACAGAUGACUCCAUCGGCACCAAAAGGAAAACUUCCUAUUUUGCCUUACUCAAGGAUGAAAAAUUCAGCAUUCUGUAAAGCUAAGCAGAGUCCUGAUGUUACAAAUGCAUCUGGUCCUUCACUGAGGUCGCAGUGUGAGAAGAUGCCAGCUUGGACAAAAGCUGCUCAUGUUCCUACUGAAGCAUCUGAUAAGCGAUCAGCUGUAUCUUCUACACAAGGCCCUAAGCAAACCACUCGAGAUACCUUCUCUCCCUCCAAUAAAGUGGAUGCUGACAGUCUUAAAAAAUUGAACAGUGCAGCCUCUAAAAGAAGGAGAGGGAAAAGAAGAUCCCCAGAUGAUGUAUUGGCUUUUCAGAGCAAGCGAAGGAAGUGUAUCAUUAAUAAGUUCAGGGAAGGAAGGGAGAGGGUGAAAGCUGAUCUUCAGCCACCUGAAGACAAAAAAGCAGAGGCAGUGAAAAAAUAUCGUAGCAUUAGACCAAAACCAGUGGUAGUUGUGCAGGCUUUUGCCCCACUGACCUCCGCAACACUUGUCAAGGCACCGUCUCCUGACUGCUUAGACCAAGAUGGCUUUUUAAACACUUCACUUCCCGGUAAAUAUUUAACCUACAAACACAGUGAUGCUCCAUCAGUUAAACUGAGUGAUCUAAGCAGAAGUGCCAGUUCAACCAUACCUAAGCCAUCCCAUAAAUGCCAUGUUUGUAGCCGCAUCUUCCAGUUCAAACACCACCUUCGGGACCACAUGAACACACACACAAACCGGCGGCCCUACAGCUGCCGCGUGUGCCGCAAGGCCUACAUUCAUUCUGGGAGCCUCAGCACGCACAUGAAACUUCACCACAACGAGGGCAAACCCAGAAAGCUUGUGUGCUGUGAGUUCUGUGCUAAAGUUUUUGGCCAUGCAAAGGUGUAUUUUGGCCACCUCAGAGAAGUGCAUAGGGUUGUUAUCAACACAGAGCCUUCUCCCGGCGAGCAGCAGCUGCAAGAUGCUUUAAAGAAGAAAGAAUCAAAUAUAAAAGAGAUAGAAGAAGUCACAGAGAGGGGAAAUAAAUGCAAUUUGGAGGACCUAUUCCAUAACCCAGGAGAAGUGAAGCUGCAGAUAAAAUGUGGUCGAUGCCAGUUUAUUGCACAGUCUUUUGGUGAAAUGAAGUUUCAUUUAUUGUGCUCUCAUGGAGAAGAGAUCCAAGGACGAGUAAAGGAAGGAGGUUUGCAAGGAAGUAGAGGAGCUAAGGGGGAACUGAUCAAACAUACAACUCAUUUCUGGAAACAGCACAGUGAGAGGAGGCAUUUAGUCAAGGGCAAUGCCCACGAGGAAGAAUUUUAUGCUUUCCCAAAGCUAAAAAGACAGAUAUACUUCAACCAUCAAAAUAAUGUCAACAUGCUAUCUCAAAUGGAACUGACUCAGCCAGAAAGCAGCGAAGCAGCCAAAGAGAUGCAAAAUGUAGCUUUGGGUACACCAAGCAAAAAAACAGAGAUGUGGUCUAGAGCAGGCUAUAACUGCAUUCUGUGCAAACACUUGUUUGGAAGAAAAGAGGAUCUCUGUCACCACUGGCAGAGUCACCACAACUGUGAAGACCCUUCCACUUUAUGGACAAUUUUUAGUUUGUUAUCCAAACAAGGAGUUAUUGAAUUUUCUAAUAAUGGUGAAUAUUGAAGCUCAGCUCUGCAAUGCUACCAAAAAACAUCAACUAAACUGUUCCCAAAUUGUUAAUAAUUUGUUUUGGGUCGUGUCACCUCAGAGGUUUGUUUGGUGGCUUUGUUGGGUUGUGGGUUUUUAAGUUAUACUGACCUCUAUUUGUUAAACAGAAAAUGCAUUUAUCCAGUAUCAUUUCAAAUGGGUACAGCAAGCUGAUUACAAAACACUGCACUUAAAAGUCAUGCUUAAAGAACUUAAUGGCAGCAAAUAGUACCAAUGGUUAACAAAAAGGAAAAAGACUGUCAAGUGAAAUUAUACUAUACACACAAAAUUAAAUCAGUUUAUGUGAAUGAAAUGACAACCACCAGGCUGGAUGUGUGAUUUCAGUCCCUGUGCCUCCAGAUUUUACAGUAAAUAAAUAGUUUGAUGCAGUUCUCUGGAUCAUCUGAACAUGCAUACAAGCAGCCAGCAUUCAGGAGCUUUGUAAUCUAGGAUUUAAGAGCAUUUAAUUCUUGUUCAACCAUUGCUUGCAGGUUUGUUAUUGGCAGGUCCUUCAGGUGGUAUAUUCUGCCCUAGUAACAGCAGAGGAUCAAAUUUUAGGUGAAAAACCUACAAAUCUUUUUUUGCCUGUAGUUCUUGAGGCUGAAGGCCAGUUAGUUGGCACCCAUGAGGAUGUGGAACACUCAAAGCUUGGCUGCUUUAUGAAAAAAACCAAACCAAGUUUGUUUUAAAAAAGUAACCUGAGUUGGUUCCACCUGGGGAGUUUGACAUCCUGCAAUAGACUACAUGUUUUAGUGUAUUUCUUGCACCCUCUGUGACAGCAGCACUACUUCUGCCAGCACCAUUAGCACUCUAACGCUCUUGGUAUACAACUUUUGUACCUUUGCAGUUGAUUCAGUCUUUGGCUUCAAAGGGAAAUUGUUCCUUCACUUCUCAGUCUAUGGUACACUUAAUGAGGUUUUUACACUUGUGUUGUCAGAUUUACUGUACUAGAGGAACUGCAUGCAGCACCUUAGCAUUCCAGGACCAGUUACCUCACCGAGAUGCAAAGCUGUAGCAGCCCAUAACGCAGGCACAGUGUGUUCUGUGUGUCCCUGCUACAGAGCAGGUGUGGCAAGUGACCAUUUCAGCACAUCUCCAAGGGGCUGUAAGGAGAUGCAGUUCUGGAGCUCAGUUUUGAUGAAAAGGUCACUGAAACCAUUGAAUCUAGCUUGAAAUAGGUGUUUAAACUACUGUUACUUAAAGCCUUAUGAAGCUGGCAUUCCUAAAAUGUCUCGGGUCACCUCUCACUGUUUUGCAAAGAAUGUGGUGAUGAGAACAUGAGAAAAGAUCUAAAAAUGUUUUCUGAGUGAGAUUCCUGUUGCAAUAUUUUAUGUGUGUGUUUUGCUUUCAAUUAGUAAAGGCAGUUUUGAUGGGCUAAUA